This is a messenger RNA of Effrenium voratum, 2580 nucleotides long. Lineage: Eukaryota; Dinophyceae; Suessiales; Symbiodiniaceae. The record is from the annotation of a GenBank genome assembly.
AUGGACGAAUUGUUGAUGUUGCUCAAAGCAAAGGGGGCAGGAAGGAUGUCAGCCUUCGACUUUCGACCAAGACACGGGCCAAGAGAAGGCGGCUGGUUUUUCCAUCAAGGCACCAGGAAGUCUUGCGAAUCUUCAGAGACUUGCCUUCCUCGCCUUGAACUUCCUGCAGCUGGAUGGGAAAGUAUGGAGCGUCCCUAUGAUCCUUCUUUUUAUUAUUUUUUGGCUGGCUCGCCGGCUUUUGCAUGUUGUGAAGGAUUGGGAUUUGCCUUCUUCGUGCGAACGUCCCGCCAAGCGGACAAGGGAAACAGCACACAGUCGAUCACUUUGAGCCUUCCGGGAUUCGCUUCGGGCGCCAAGCCGCGAAGCGGCGACAUGGAGCCGGUGACCCUGCAGGCGGAGGUUCCCGAGGGCGUGGGCCCAGGCGUGAACUUCAACGUCAGCACGCCUGAUGGACAGGUGCUUCAGCUGACAUGCCCGGAUGAGGUCUGCGCCGGUAUGAUGGUAUCCUUCGCGUACUAUCCGAUCGAGGCGGCAGAUGAGUCGGGAGGCGUGCGGCUCCACGACGACGACCGGCGGCGCCUGGAGGAGGGCGCCGCCAUCGCGGCGGCGCGGCAGGAGGAGCUGAAUGCCGCCGGCGUGGUGAUGGCGGUGCCGCCGCCGCCCAUGGAGGAGUUCGAGGGCUUCUCCUUUCCGGCGGCCUCCUUUGCCGCAGGUCAGAAUGCCAUUGUGACCCGCUCCAGCGGUGAGGAGUCCGGCUGCUACAUCCUGGAGGUCUUCCUGACGGCCCUGGGGCCGCUGUACACCGUCUAUCUCGGCCAAGCGGAGGACGGCGAGUACGUCACCAAGAACUGCGAGGAGUCGGACCUGCGGCCGCAGCUCGGAAGUCUCCAGCGGCUCCCUGCUUUUGCCUCCAGCUCUCGCGCGGUGCGUUUUGCUCGCGCAGCCCGGCUGCUGCGGCAGCUGCGCAAUUCGCGGAGCCGCGCGCAGGCGGCGGAGAUGAAGCUGCAGGAGCCGCCCUUGGAGUGCGGGAAAGAGGUUGCCUCGGCGCAGGCUGCUCGCCUGGAGGAGAAGAUGCUGGAGUUGAAAGCCCUGAAAGAGCGCCUGGCCGAGCAGAUGCAAGCGGAGGACGAGGUGUCGCCCUCGUCGCUUCGGGUGUUGGAACUGGUUGCCAGCACAAGUAUGUCCAACCGAUGGGCGCCGCCGCUUUGGCGCGCCGCCUCCGCGGCGCGCACGCCUCGAGCCCGCGCCUGUGCGAGCGCUGCUGCCGCGCUGCCGGCGCGGGUGGGCGUGGUGGGCUGCGGUCAGAUGGGUACCGGCAUCGCCAUUGUAGCCGCGAGGCAUCCGCGGCUGGAGGUGGUGGCGCUGGACGCCUUCCCCGCGAGCCUGGAGCGGUCGAAGGCCUUCGUGGCCGAGUGGGCGGCCAAGGAGGCAAAGAAGGGCCGGAUGAGCGAGACUGAGGUGGCGGACUUCCUGGAGCUGCUGAGCUUCGGCAGCCUGAAGGACGAGGCCUUCCUGCGCGCCGUGGUGCCCGGCCUGGACUUCGUGAUCGAGGCCGUCAGCGAGGAUCUGGAGGUGAAGCAGUCGUGCUACGGGGCUCUGGAGGCGGCGGGCCUGCGGGAGCAGAGCAUCUUGGCGAGCAACACCUCCUCCAUCUCCAUCACGAAGCUGGCCUCGCAGGUCUCCAGGCCGGAGCGCGUGAUCGGUAUGCACUUCAUGAACCCGGUGCCGGUGAUGCCCCUGGUGGAGGUCAUCCGUGGUCUGCGCACCGACGAGGCCACGCUGCAGAGCACGCUGCGGCUCUGCCGGGCCAUGAAGAAGGAGCACUCUACCAGUGAGGACCGGCCGGGUUUCAUCGCGAACCGCGUGCUGAUGCCCUACAUCAACGAGGCGGUCUUUGCUCUUCAGGACGGUGUGGGCACUGCGGAGGACAUCGACAAGACGCUGAAGUUGGGCACCAACGUGCCCAUGGGGCCUCUGACCCUGGCAGACUUCAUCGGCUUGGACACCUGCCUCAGCAUCAUGCGGGUGCUGCACCGGGACCUCGGGGACUCCAAGUACCGCCCCGCGCCGCUGCUGGUGAACUACGUGGCGCCUGGGACCAGAUGGGCACUGGAGAUGGCUCAGGAACCUGUGACCGCAGAUGAGGUGCGGCUGGCGCGGGAGUGUGCGGAGCUGCGGCGCUGGGCCGCGAAGCUGGAGAAGCUGGCGGCGGCCAAGGCGCAGAGGGAGGCCGCACGGAAGCGGGAGAUCCGCAAGACGAAGCAGCUCGAGGUCAUCACGGCCCGGCUGCACCAGGAGGUGGUGAGAAGAUCGAAGUCCAAGAAGGAGAUGGUGGAGACGAAGGCGGCGAGGGCGGCGAAGCCGAAGGCGGAGGCUGUGUCGGCGGCGCCGAGCUCCAACGAGACUAAGGCAUCGCCGGAGAAGGAGAAGAAGAAGCCAGGUGUUCCGUGGGCCAUCAAGCCCAGCAUGUCGGAGAGAGACAAGGCCUACGCGCAGAAGACGCAGGUCUUCAUCACGCGCUUCCUCAUGCGCCGGGACGGCUUCGCCAAGUACGACCUGAACAACAUCGUCUGUCACUGA